UAUAUAGAUCCUAUACAUGGGCCUCUAUACAUGGGCUCACAUAUACACCAACACUCAACUAUGCCAAAUUCCAGGAUAUGUAAAGAGGAUGCUGUAAUAUUCUUUGAUCCUUCCAAUUGUUGCAAUAUAUUCUCAUGCCACUUUUGUAGGAACCUGCCAUGCUGUUCUGAUUCCUGAGGAUAUGCGGGGCCUUCAAGUUUGAACACUGCCCCUGCUUUCUUCUGUGAAAGGAAAGAGGCUUCCAUGCCCUGAUGGAAAGCUACAGAUGAAUUGGCUUUUGGGUUCAAAUGCUGAAUCUCAUGCCAUCAAUCUACUAAGGCUGCUGCACAUCUGUUCUGCAUGUGGAGAACCUUGGGCUGCUAUAAGUAGAGCACCAGAACCGCCUGCUUCAACACCAAUCAUCAGAAGCCUUCAAUCCUUGGCAUUUUGGAGUUUUUGACUAUUUAGGAUGGAAGCAAUUCUUAAAGGACCAAAGUACGAGUGCUUGCUGUUUGAUCUAGAUGAUACUUUGUAUCCCUUCAGCUUGGGCAUCAAUCUUUCUUGUCGCAAAAAUAUACAAGAUUACAUGCGGCACCAUCUGCUAAUUGAAGAAAGCCAAAUUGCUAAAAUGUGCCUGGACCUGUACAAGGAAUAUGGCACCACAAUGGCUGGCCUUAAGGCAUUAGGCUAUGAGUUUGACAGUGAUGAGUUUCAUGCAAAUGUUCAUGGUACCUUACCAUAUCACAAUCUGAGGCCCGACCCUGUUUUGAGGACCCUCCUACUUUCAAUUCCACAGAGAAAAAUAGUAUUCACAAACUCUGACAAAGCUCACGCAGAGGAGGUUCUGCACAGGCUAGGUUUACAGGGUCGCUUUGAUGGUGUGAUAUGCUUUGAGACACUGAAUCCUUUUAAUGGUUUAAGUGAGGCCCAGAAUUGCAUGGUUUUCAAGGAUGAAACAUCUGCCUACUUGGUUGAUCUGAACGAAUCAGAUGGGUUCAGACCCAAAUCGCCCAUCCUCAGCAAGCCCUCCAUUGAAGCCAUGGAAGCUGUAAUUCGGAUUGCAAAUAUUGAUCCCAAAAAGACAAUAUUCUUUGAUGACAGCACUCGGAACAUUGCUUCAGGAAAGGCUGCAGGCUUCCAUACUGUGAUUGUUGGCAGGUCGACACUGGUUCCCGGGGCUGACCAUGCUCUGGAGAGCAUUCAUAACAUCAAAGAAGCUUUGCCCGAGAUAUGGGAUGGUCAGGAUCGGUCUGAAUCCGAUGUUCUUCCUCCCAGCUCUGUCGGAACUGCAGUGGUUGCUUGAAUGCUCUGUGGGCUAUCCAUUCUGUAAUACCAUUAGAGUGGAGUAAUUUGUACUCUACUUAGUUUGAGUUUGGAUAGAGUUAGAGCGCCCCACCUAGCCAACCCGACCAUAAAACCCAGGUGUCAUAGUGGG
Panicum virgatum (switchgrass) is the source of this 1414-nucleotide messenger RNA. RefSeq lists its product as uncharacterized. The record is from RefSeq and is a predicted model, not a curated record. The transcript is spliced from 8 exons. Bases 449 to 1282 code for a protein of 277 amino acids. Lineage: Eukaryota; Viridiplantae; Streptophyta; Magnoliopsida; Poales; Poaceae.